AUUAUUGCUCAACUGAUGAAGAUUGCUUAAAUGAUGGCAAAUGUAUAAAGGAAUCAAAUGAUAUCGUAAGAAGGACGUGUUAUUGCGCUUUUGGCUAUUUUGGACAAAAUUGUGAUCGAAGUUCGUUUUGCUCAUCACAAGUUAUUAUUCGUCAAAAAUUUGCUUCACAGUGA
Molecule: messenger RNA, 173 nt
Organism: Loa loa (African eye worm)
Lineage: Eukaryota; Metazoa; Nematoda; Chromadorea; Rhabditida; Onchocercidae
Exons: 1
Source: RefSeq, a predicted model, not a curated record